AAACUAUUAUAAGUCAAAGUGCAAUUGCUUGCUUAUAACAGUGCAGUGCGGGUUCGUGUGCGAUUUAUAUCUUGCUAGUGAAAUUUUUAAUUGGAUUAAUCUCAUUAAUCAUCCGAUAUGAUAAUCCGACAUCAAUUUUCAUUAAUCUAUAUUCUAUGCUGUGCUGCGACAAUUUAUGGCUCUUUAUUGGAUGCAAACGAUGCCGAAACUUGUAAUUUGCUAUGCGUACAGUGUAACGCUUCCGCGGUAUUUGCGAAUGGUCACUGUGAAUGCAAUUUUGCUGACGACAUCGACAAAGUCUCAGGUGCGGAAUGCGUACAGCGCGUACAAAGAGAGAUUCAGGAUUUCGAACUGAAUAUCCUUUCCGAGGAUCUCACAGACGAGGAGCGUAAUGUUCGUUCUAUUUUAAAAUACAGACGUCGCCUUAGACCGGGAGAUGCCGAGAAAGUGGCACAGUAUUUUAUCAAUGGGGGACCAGAAGCUGGUCAUUCUCAUUUUAGCAGAGCAUUCGAAGCGGCUCGCAAUAGUGCCGAUUCUGCAACAAAUUCGUUUUCGGGUGUGGUUAAGGAAAGUAACCCCGAAGACGGAUUUCACGAUGUAUCGUUAAACAGUCCUGUUUCUUGGAAUGCAUUCAACUCUCCAUGCUCGUAUGUGGUAUCAGAAGCUGUACCGUAUGGGAUCCCAACGAUGCACGGCAUACAGACGUAUUCUCCGGCCCUCGGGGCGAUAAAUCCAGAUCUCAUCUCUCCAACAGGCGGAUAUGAUCCGACAAGUCCGAUAGGUGCGAUUCAUCCACAUGGGUUACCUCUCCAUCACGCUUUAGUUAGAGCGGUCACGCUUCCCGGGCACGUCUUGCACCAUAUACUGCACCCUCGUGUAUUGCACCAUUAUCCCCUUCAUGGCGGCAUCGUUAGAAGCACUAAUUCACCACAAGACCAAUCAGGCUUUGUCGGUCAGUCAUGUGAAACUAAUGAUGCUUCCACUACGUCCAACGCCAGAAAUAACGCAGAUAAGCCUGAACAAAACAGAUUAGCUGAUUUAGUGCAAUCUCCAGUGACAUGGCUCGCAAACGCUUUGCAUCAACCAAUCGCACCAUCGCAAUAUCAGCAUGUUCCAUCAUACCAAUACCAAAACCCUUAUUAUAGUCCUUUGAUGAGCAUACUCCAACCUGUAACUAAUGGAUAUAUUCUUCAACCAGUUUCACAUUAUACGCAAGAUACAACAGACCAGUUAGUUUCUGCGACUAAUCCACAUUCUUAUUGUGACAAUAACGCGAAUACUCAACAGAGAAGCGCAGUUUCAACUGCUGACAAAACUGCACAUCCUGAUGACACAGAAAAAUCUAACGACAGGAAUAAAAACAUCAUUGAUACAUCUAAGAAAACCGAGAAUGGAACAGAUAAAUCAUAACAAAAAUAUAAAUAAAAUGUAUGUACUGAAAUUUAAAUCAUGAAUCUAAAUUUCUUGAUAUUAUUAUGUCAUAUUUGUACAGUAUUUUGUACAGAACAAACAGCAAUGACAAUUAAAUUAUCUUCGUAAUAA
Molecule: messenger RNA, 1542 nt
Organism: Pogonomyrmex barbatus (red harvester ant)
Lineage: Eukaryota; Metazoa; Arthropoda; Insecta; Hymenoptera; Formicidae
Source: RefSeq, a predicted model, not a curated record